Messenger RNA from Camelina sativa (false flax), 897 nucleotides. Its product is annotated as ADP-ribosylation factor 2-B. Gene Ontology annotation, molecular function: GTP binding; GTPase activity. Lineage: Eukaryota; Viridiplantae; Streptophyta; Magnoliopsida; Brassicales; Brassicaceae. The record is from RefSeq and is a predicted model, not a curated record.
AAUCAUCUCCUCACUUUGGCCAAUUUCACCGUCGUCGUCGCGUUUCUCUUAAGCUUCUCUCUCUCUCUUUCAAAAACUUAUUUGGAUCUCUCUCUCUCUCGGUGAAGCAAAGAUGGGGUUGAGUUUCGCCAAGCUGUUUAGCAGGCUUUUUGCCAAGAAGGAGAUGCGAAUUCUGAUGGUUGGUCUCGAUGCUGCUGGUAAGACCACAAUUUUGUACAAGCUCAAGCUCGGAGAGAUUGUCACCACCAUCCCUACUAUUGGUUUCAAUGUUGAAACUGUGGAAUACAAGAACAUCAGUUUCACCGUGUGGGAUGUCGGGGGUCAGGACAAGAUCCGUCCAUUGUGGAGGCACUACUUCCAGAACACUCAGGGUCUCAUCUUUGUUGUGGAUAGCAAUGACAGAGACAGAGUUGUUGAGGCAAGAGAUGAACUUCACAGGAUGCUGAAUGAGGACGAGCUGCGUGAUGCUGUGUUGCUUGUGUUUGCUAACAAGCAAGAUCUUCCAAAUGCGAUGAAUGCAGCUGAAAUCACAGAUAAGCUUGGCCUUCACUCCCUCCGUCAGCGUCAUUGGUACAUUCAGAGCACCUGCGCCACUUCAGGUGAAGGGCUGUACGAAGGUCUGGACUGGCUCUCCAACAACAUUGCCGGAAAGGCAUGAUGAGGGAGAUAUUGUGCAUUGCAUCGAGAUGAUUCUGUCUGCUGUGUUGGGAUCUCUCUGGAUGCAAAGAAGAGAUUAUAAAUAUUAUCUGAAACCUUUUUUUGCUAUUGGGGUAUGUGAAUGUUUCUGAUCGUGUGCAAGUAGAUGUCUUGUACCUAAAAUUUACUAGAAGAACCCUUUUAAAUAGUUUUCGUGUAUUGUACCUGGAUUAAUAUGAUUGAUUUUUUUUUGCUUUCUUA